Messenger RNA from Drosophila simulans, 5687 nucleotides. It is a transcript of the gene Nup214, whose product is annotated as nuclear pore complex protein Nup214. Bases 239 to 5617 code for a protein of 1792 amino acids. Gene Ontology annotation, molecular function: structural constituent of nuclear pore; protein binding. Lineage: Eukaryota; Metazoa; Arthropoda; Insecta; Diptera; Drosophilidae. The record is from RefSeq and is a predicted model, not a curated record. Gene Ontology annotation, cellular component: nuclear pore. The transcript is spliced from 8 exons. Gene Ontology annotation, biological process: RNA export from nucleus; protein import into nucleus.
CAUCUUAAGUUGCAUCUAAGAAAACUACUCUGAAAUCCAUAUCAGAUUGUAUUGUAUAUUUGUUUGGAUAUGUUGGGUUACCUGUGGUGAAUUUCCUGAAAGUGACCGUACUGCAAGUGGCGCGCUUUUUGUUUGCCAACGUUUCCAACGAUCUCCACUUGCAGCCACACCAUCCACUCGAUUGGGAAAUUGACAAGCCGCACAUAAUUUGGCGAAAUAAGAGCGAAAACAGACGAAAAUGGCGCAGAUUGCACCAGACUGCAAGGACACGCAGGACUUUCAAUUCAAACUGCACCACAAGGUUGUUGCGUUCAAAAAAUGCGGUGAGCCCCGCAGCAAUGUGAACCUGCUGGCGGUCUCCAGCAGCCGGGGAUUACUCUUUGCCGGGAGUCCAACGCAGCCGGAACUCAAAGUGAUCAUUGUAAAGGAUUUGGUCAAUGCAAAGAGCACAGGCCAACAGCCGCAGGCGCGUCUGGUGACACUGCCCAGUAUUCCGAAUUACAUUGCUUGCAACUCCGAUGGUAACCUGCUGGCCGUGAAUUACACCCAAAACGGCACAGGCCUGCUGAGCAUAUAUGCGGUGAUAUCGUUUAUGACCCCUGAUGUUCGUCCUGUUUCCAGUAUUCGCCUGGCCGCCGAGGAUCACGUGCACAGCGUCCAGCUGCUCUGGAAUCCAGUGCUGCCCAACAGCCUGGCCGUUGUUUUGAGCAACGGAGCGCUUGCAAUGUAUGCCCUGAAGGAGGGGGGACACGUUGAAAUGCACUCGCUGAACAAGGAUCAACAAGUUAAGUGCGGCUGCUGGUCGCCCAAGGGCAAACAGAUCGUUCUUGGUUUUUCUGGCGGCACGGUGAAGCAGUUCAAGCCGGAUCUGACUCUGGCCAAGCAGAUUUUGUGUCCUCCGAAUAUACAUGAUGCCCCCUUUGACACCAUUGCUAUACAGUGGCUGUCGACAUUUCAGUUUGCAGUGAUCUUUCUCCAGCAUGGCGAGGACUGUAGCCCCUCGCUGUACAUCCUAAAUGCUCCCAAGGAUGGUGCGCCCAGAUACAUAAAGUACUAUGACAUCUGCUACAGCAUUAACGGCCCCAGGAAAGAUCAGUUCCUAUUUAGCCAUGUGCCCCAGUGGAAUCUGCUGCUCGUAGUCUCGGCUAAUGGCGUGGAAGUGGGCAUUAUGGGAUCAACCGAGGCUGGCGAUUCACCAGCUUGGCAGCAGCUUACAUUGCUCGAUGAGGCACGCAUUGAAAUGCCCCUAAGUGAAGACAAGGAUGAGACUUUUCCGCUGGGCUUUGCUUUUGACACUUCUACAACGCACCAGCUGACGAUAAAUGAGCAGAAGCUGCAGACUAUGCCCAUGGUGCAUGUUUUGAGUUCGGAUGGAAUAUUGCUCUCAUUCAACUUUCUUAAUAUGCUGCCGACGGCGGUGUCUGUUUGUUCGCCACCUCCUCCAGUGGCCGAUACUUCUGGGCAGUUCAAGCCGUUGAAUACGCUGCUUGCUAGUGAGGAAGAAGAGCAGCCGGCUUGGGCAGCCAGUCCGCCCACCAAGGCUCCUGCUGUAACUCCUGCUGCUUCCUCGGACAUAUCUUUUGCAUUCCCGCCGAAUACCGUUACUUCAACCCCAGCUCCCUCGAAGGAUAAGCAACCAUCAUUGUUUUCUGGCUUUGGAGCAGCUGCAGCUAAGGCACCUGCUUCGCAGCUAUCUUUUGGAACUGCUCCGACUUCUAGUCCACUUUCGUUUGGUGCUCCAGCUACCAAUGCAGCCAAGCCAACAACACCAUUUGGUGCUCCAGCUACCAAUGCAGCCACGCCAACAACACCGUUUGGUGGAUUUGGCACGCAGGCAACGACUACUGCCAUGGGUAGUAUGUUUUCUGCUCCAGGAGCAAAUGCCUUUGGGGGAAUGGCAUUGAACAAACCGGCUAUUGCCAGUGUGACACCCCGAACAGCGCCACCAGGGUCAACAGCUACCGCAACUCCUUCUGCUUCUGCUCCAGCAAACAAACCACUGUACACUGUUCCUUCAACAUUCACACCAGUGGACACAAAACCAGACACUUCAGCUCCACCAUCAAUUGCAGAUGAAAGUCUUAAGCCUGACGACAUAGAGCCUAUUAUCAAGGACAUGAUUGCCCUACAAAUCGAAGCCUUUAGCCAGGAUAUCCAAAAGCAAAAGGAACAGACGAAGGAACUCUUCAAAGGCAUUGCAGCACCAUCUGCUUUGAGGGCAUACGCAAAGAGACUGGAUGAUCUUCAGGAGCUCAAUGACCAAGCCAAGGAUGUGGAGUUCGAGUUGGAUGUACAGGGAUUGCGACAGGGUCUUAAUGAGGCAUAUGCCAUCGUAGCAGAGUGUCGCGGGAAGCUGGAGAUUUAUAGAAAACCAGAGAUUACGCGUUUAAUGAACUCGAGCUCCUGUGAUCCCUCUGGCCGUCGCAUGCUAGCUCGUCUUCAGAGCUACGUGGCUGCCAAUGAGGCCCAGCUGCGUCUUGCCCAGCAGCAUGUCGAUAUGCAGUGGGAACAGUUUCAGGAUGUUGUGCGGCGCAAUUCGAAGUCUCGCAUGCACAUGCCUUGCCUAGAGGGAAUCUAUCAACGACUGACAAGACUUCAAAACCUCACUUCUAACCAGCGAAUUCUACAGAACAACAUAAAGGCCAAACUUAAGGAGCGCGGAUUGCUGCAGGCCGCUCUGCUCGACCAGGAGAAAAGUCGCACCCGCACCAACGAAGCAGUGGAUACAUUGGCCGACUCCAUUCUCAAGAUGAGUCUGAGCCAGGUAGUGGACUCUAAUGCAGCCAAGCUCUCUCGAGAAAGACUACAAAAAAUCCGUAAUGUUGUCCAGCUGCAGAAGAUCAAUGUCAUUUGUCCCCAGCGACCAGAUCGAGUGGGGCUCAAGUCGGAGGUUAUUUUGGAAACGAAACGUAGGGCGGAGCAAAUUAAAAAGGCAGCAGCCAAACCUGCAACAGCCAACAAAUACACCCAAUCAGCAGUCGCUCCGCCUCCCACACCAAAUGUUGCAUCCACGCCAGCUGUCGCACCCAUGCCACAAGCAAGUGUCACAGUGGCUCCUUCGCUGCCUAAACCAAUGCCAUCUAUACCGUCCCUUGUGGAAAAGCCUGGAGUGCCCACAACUACAACUCCAGCGGCUACGUCAUUUUCCUUCAGCCAAAGCAGCCCGUUUGUGAAUACAUCUACUGUGACGCCAACGACAAAUACUAUGACUCCUGGCGAAGCUGCCAAGCCGGGUCUAUCCAUUUUCGGCGGCAGUACUAGUUCCAGCUUUAGUUUCGGCGGUGGUGCUGCCAAGUCGACGCUCUCAUUCGGAGCAGGAUCGCCAGCCGUGGCAGCUCCUACCCCAAAACCAAACCCGUUGGCAGCGGUCGAAAAACCAACACCAGAGCCGACUAAGCCCAAAGAGCAGAACGCAGCUAUGACUCCUGGCGAAACUGCCAAUCCGGGUCUAUCCAUUUUCGGCGGCAUUACUAAUUCCAGCUUUAGUUUCGGCGGUGGUGCUACCAAGUCGGCGCUCUCAUUCGGAGCAGGAUCGCCAGCCGUGGCAGCUUCUACCCCAAAACCAAACCCGUUGGCAGCGGUCGAAAAACCAACACCAGAGCCGACUAAGCCCAAAGAGCAGAACGCAGCUCUAGAACUCAAGGCGGUACAACCCGAAACAGAAGAGUCAAAAGUACCCCAAAAACCAAAGGCAGAGACGGAAAACAAAUCCUUUGGAUUUGGAGGAUUUACAGGAACUGCAGAUACUGCCGGAAAUACUUCCAGCUCCCCGUUCAGCUUUGGCGGGCUGGGUUCAUCUCUAGGUUUCGGUGGAACAGCCGCUGCUGUGCCAAAAUCUGAACCUUCCAGCACGGCAACCACUAAUGUAGCGACAUCAGCUUCAACUGCACCGUUUGGCAUCUUCUCGGCAGCUUUGGCAAAACCAUCCAACUCUGAACCGAUCACCACAGUGACUAGCAGCACAACCACCAUCACCAGCAAACCCGCGAAUGUAAUAGCUUCUAGCAGCUCAACUGAUGCUCCUUCCGCGACCAACAACUCGGCUCCUAUUGGAGGCCUAUUUAGCUCUGUGAACAUCUGCAAGCCCAACACUCCUGCAGAUAACACCAAACCAGCCAACAUUUUUGGAGGCGGUUCGUCCGCUGGUAGCUUUUCAUUUGGCGGAACAACUGAUGCCUCAAAGGGAUUAUUCGGCAGUAUCAAGUCGGUGACAUCAGCCACUACAGCUCCCACAAGUGUGACGGAGGCGAACAACAAAACUGAUCCUAUUUCAACCACCGCAUUAAACAUUUCAACUACUACUACUACGACGGCUGUAUCAAGUCCAGCAGUAGUUCCUGCGGCAGUCACCGCAGCAAUUCCGGCAACAUCGAGCACAACGGUAACAUCUAUCGCUGCUGUUCCUGGCAGCGCGUUCUCCUUCUCAAACGCAUUUAGCACUCUAAGUGCGGGAGGUGCUGUAGCUCCAACUACCACCGCUCCACCUCCCUUAACUGCCAACAGCCCCACCUCUACAUCUACAGGCAGUAACUCGUCGAAUUCAGUGUUUGGUGGUGGCUUUGCAGCAGCAACAUCAACAACGGCUCCAGUGGCUAAUCCCUUUCAGUCAGCUGCAAAAAGUCCAGUUUCGAGUGGAAACAUUUUUGGCAGUAUACCUAAGCCGGAGACCAGUGUUUUCGGAGGGGUUGCAACUGCUCCUUCAAACACCACGGCUGCGGCAACACCAGCUGCACCACCAGUGGGUCUCUUUGCAUCGGCCGCGAUUAGUAACCCUUCGCCGUUUGGUAGUCCGACGACUAGUGCACCAGCCUCUGGCGUCAACAUUUUUGGUCAGGCUGUUAAGCCAAGUGUCUUUGGUCAACCGGCACAAGCAGGCGAUAGCGGAGGAUCAAUUUUUGGUGGCGGAUCCGCCAGUGCACCUUUUGGAUCCAGCUCAAUUUUUGGAGGAGGUAAUACGCAGAGCGCAGUCGGCGCCCCGGCUGCGGGAAGUACUUCAAUUUUUGGCCAAAAAGUGUUUGGUCAAUCAUCAGUGGCUGCACCGGCAGAAGGUGGAAAUAUAUUCUCCAAUCCCGUCGGCAGUCCGCAAGCUUCUCCUUUUGGUGGCGGAGGAAACUCCAUUUUCGGAUCACCAGCAACAGCUUCGCCCGCAUCUGGCGGAUCGAUCUUUGGCGGUGGCAGCAGCUCUGGUGGAUUUGGCUCCUUCACGCAGACAACACCAGCUCAGGGGGGCUUCGGUGGUGGAUUUGGACAGAGCGGAGGAGGAUCUGUGGCCCAGACUGGUUUUGGCUCACCUCAAACCGCGCAGCAACAAACGACGACACCAGGUGGGUUUGGAGCCAAGCCCGUUUUCGGUGGAUCCCCGGCUUUUGGGGCUAGCCCCACAUUUGGGGGAGGUGCCACCUUUGGCAGUCCGAAGGGAUUUGGUGGAUUUGGCGGUGCCAGCCCAGUAGCCUCCCCUCCACCCUUUGGUGCUGCUGCAAAGCCGGCACAGGGAAACAUCUUUGAAACGUUGGGGGGACAGGAAUCGGGACUCUCUUUCGGAAAUCUAGCACAGACUGGAAACUCAAAUGCACAGAAACCAGCGUUUGGCGGAUCGAGCUUCAUGAAUUAUCGUUGAGUUCAUAAUAAAUAUGUUGCACAACUCAAUACAUUUGCUUGUUAAUGAAAUAAAUGAUUAUUAAAAUGUA